AGGGACUGAUUAAUUAGAAGUGGAAAGGGACCAAUUAGAGUGUGGAAAAGAUUAGACAACAAUCAAUCAAAAGGGAGGAAAAGAAAAGAGGAUUUUUUUUCCAUUCCAUUUCGGUUGACCGUACACCCCAACCACACCUUCAGUCGGUUUAAAUUCCGGCCAUUACCACCAUACUUUCAGGUGAUCUUCAACCAUCCCACACCUGUCAUAUCUUUCAUUACCUCCCAUCUACCAUAUCCCUACAAUUUCGAAGGAAUUUUAGCCCAAAAACCAUGUAAACUGUGCGGGUGACCGAAGGCUUUUCACGGCGAUUCCAUCAUUCCGACAAGUUCUACCACCCAUCCUCACCCUUAAUCAACUUCCCUUGGACCCUAGAUCAAGACCCAACCAGUUGUAGGAGCAUUGGAACACCGAGGAAUUCGAAUUGAAGAACACCCACCUCAGGGUUUUCGACGGGUGCGAGCCAAUUUGGGGUCUUCCCGGCCAAAUUGGACUUGCCCACAUGUAUAAAGUUUACUCUACUUGUUGAGAUCUUCUUUCCUGUAAAAUUUGAGAAUUUUUUAAAAAGGUCGAAUUUUCUAGUGUGUGACAUCCGAUUUAUGAAAUGCGUUGAGUAUAUUUUCAAUAAGGUCCAUCACUUGAAUAUUCUAGCAAUCGAUGAUCCGACCAUUGGAUCGUCACCAAAUUGUAGUAUGCUAUUGUAGAUAUUAUUUAAGGAUUUACUUUUGGGUUAUCCUGAAAAGUUGCGGGAUUUCGUUGUGUCUUCAUCGGUAGUUUCAGCAAGACUAGAGAUUUAUUGACUACGGCAAGAGAGAACAAAGAAAGGAGAAAUCUUUGAAGAAUAAGCUUAGCUUUGUGAUAAAGAUUAGCAUGUUAUAUCAGGGUGGCAAAAAUGUGGCAGUAUUCACGACGUUUAGUUAAGAAACUAUGGCGUUCAAAUUUGUGUCAGUGGUAGUGAAAUUGAAACCUCGUCGCGUACUUAGCUGCUUGCCCUAGUUCAGUUACAACAGCGGUGUGUGUAGAGUUAUUAGUGAUAGUUAUAAGAAUUGGUGCUGCUUGUUGAAUCUAUAGUAGGAAGAACCAAGCAAAAUCUUUGUUUGAGUAGCAAAUGGAGUAUUCCGAGUUCUUUUGUGCACACCGGCAACCUUGUUGAGUAGUCAACAUUAAUUUUUUCAGUGUUUUCUUUUGAGAUUUGUAAAAGAAAUCCCUGUACUAAUUUGCGGGUCUGUUUUAUUUUGGGUUUCCGGGAGAGAAAUAAGAAUAGGAAGCUCGGUAUUAUAUACUUUGGCUUGCUUAUGAGUCAUGCAUACGGUUUAGUAUGAGGUGCUUUUUUUCCCCCCAGAGUUAUCCCUUUUGGGUUUAGAUAUUUGAGUAGCUUCGAUAGAAGGUGAAGUAUUAGGUAUGUUCUAAAUUACAAAUAAAAAAUCUAGUGAUUGGAUCUUACGGAGCAAGUGAAGUAAGAUCAUGGACCCUACCUUAGAACGACGGUUCGAUUUCUCAUUAAAUGUUAUUGUGGGAGACAUAUGAGAGUUGUUGGGUGUGUGAAUUAUCGAAGGAAAUCUAAAUGUGGACUUGUACUUUGUUUAGGCGGUGAGAGAGCGUGAUGCCUUAACUCUUGUGCUAGGGUGCAUUAACGCGGACUCCAGGUGAAUGAUUUUAAUUUAUGUGAUAUUGGUGAUUUUCCUGUUUUCGUAAUUGUUAUCUUGUGUGGAUAUGGCUUGGUUUUAUAAAUAUGUUUUCCAUUGAAUUGUUAUUCUUAAUGCUUAGCCAUUGAUUUAAGUUUAUGAAAUGAGAUUUGACGUGUAUAUAUUGAAAUAUGGUUUGAUUUGUUUGAUUGGCAUGUUGUGAUGAAAUAUGAGGGCUAGUGGUGGAUCGUUAAACCAUUGGGAUGGGGAUUUGUUGCUUCGAUAUUGUUUCAUUUCCCGCUUCGUUAUUCGUUCUAAAUUUAGUGUGUGCCUUAUUUCCCUUGGUUGAGCUUUGGUAAAUUAAGUAACUUGUGCUUGUCUUAUUUCCUUGAGCCGUUGUACAUUGAGUGAUGGUUCGGAAUCGUAUCCACUUGGAUUUCGUUGAGUGAUGGUCUGAAAUCCCCCUACUCCGUGAUUCCGUUGAGUGAUGGUCCGGAAUCGUAUCCAGUUUGGUUUCAUUUAAUGGUUGUUAUGCCUUGUACUCCACGAUUCUGUUGAGUGAUGGUCCGGGAUCGUAUCCACUCGGAUUUCAUUGAGAGAUGGUCCGAAAUCCCUUAUACUCCGUGAUUCCAUUAAGUGAUGGUCCUAGAUCGUAUCUACCUUGGGUUUCAUUAAAUUUGGAUUGAGAUAGCUUCAAAGAUGUAGGCUUCGGCCGAACUGUGUCGCUCUAGUCCUACUUUUCAUUGUGUUGUAUGAGAUUAUAGUUGUGAGAUGUUGUGAUUUGUUUCAGACGAACCGUUGGAUGUUUGAGUGACUCCUUCAGAGUUUUCAAAGGUUUGGUAUUGAUUCCUUAUGAAUGAUUUAUAUUCAAGGUUUAUAAAUUGUGAUUAAUGGCUGGGUUUAUUAUUAGUAUCACAUACUUUGUAUUAUUGCCACUCACACGAGCCCCACAGCUUAUCCGGGUUGUUGUUUACCGAUGCACCAUUCCGAUGGUGUAGGCACUGAUCAUACAGGCGACAUGUUUGAGUAGACUUCGAGAAGUUUGUAGAUGGGGGUAGCAGUGCAGUUAUCAGAGACUUGAAGCGUUAGGUUACCCUUGAUCCACUCUUGUACUUUAUUUUUUGGCACUUUCUUUUGAACACCUCGAACUUGUUCUUAGUCUAGCGAGGGUUGUGCUUCUUUUUGGAAUGUGCAUAUUUGUAAAUACCUUGUGGAGAACUUAGCCACCUUCAUAUUAUUUUGGUUUAUCAGUUAAAGUAUUUCAUUCCGUAACUUAUACCGUAUUCAUCGAAAGUUAUUUUUCCUUGUCACGCGUCAAUCCUUGAUGUAUAUUAGGAUCGGGACGUGACACCACCCCUUGUUGAUCCCGAGGGAUGGAGGAGGCUAGGUUAGCCGAAAGAUGGUUAUCGGUUCAAGGACGGGGGAGAUUGGGUUAGUAUGAAUCUAUUGUCUUGGAUCGAUUAUGUAACGUUUGGAGAGAAAGAGAAGAUCUCGAGACUUGAGUAAUAGUUUGCCGAAUCUUUAACUAACCUUCGUUGACUUCUGCCGAACUUUGGAAUCAGAUUCGGUUGGAUCUGCCGAAAGGCUUUAUGUAACUAGGUUUGCACAAACACAAUAAACUAAAAGUGAAGGAAAGUAAACAGUACCGAACGCAGGGUUAAUUAAUUUGUUGUCUUGCUCCUUAGCUCUUCAGCAUUCAGUAAUUUCCAUGGCUUGGACAGAAUCCCCCCCUCAUCUUUUAAGGCAUUUCUGAUCAUGUCCCUGACCAUUAAGGCAUGUUAAGCAAAAAGUUAGGUGCAUCAAGAAAGAAAUAAAAAAGCAAAGAUAAGAAGAAUUAAGCAUAUAAGGUUCGAACAAGUGGAGAGAAGUUCGGCUGGGCUAACCCACAAAGCCACCCUAGCUCCCCACCAUCUCUCUCAUUCUCUUUAAUCUUUGCUGCUAAGAUAUAUCAACUGUUGCCGGUAGGGUUGGCAGGUCUCAAGUUGCUAGAAUAGAGGGAAUGAGAUCCCCUAUGGAUUUCUAUGUUUGAAAACCAUGGAUCUAGAGAUUCGGAUCAUUCAAAAAGAGAGAAAGAGAUUUGGACCGUUCAAGUUUUUGGAUUUUUGUGAAGUGGGCAAGUGAAAUGGGCUAAUAGGAAUUGUAUGAUUAAAAUUGUGUGGUCUAAGUGGUCCGAAUCUCUCGGUCUACAGGCAACAUGCAUAAAAAUCUAGAGUGGCUCCCAAUCCAGGAUGGUGCAUGCAUGCUAAUUAAUCCCAAAGGAACCCUUUAAUCAUUUCCAUUCUCUUCACACACACAUACACAUAUAUAUAUCACAGGUUCUGGUAAGGAAUAGUAAGCAACACAAUAUCCAUCUAUAUUUUUCAUUCAAUUUUCAAUAGCAAUGGCAGAAAUCAAGGAACACAUAGUUAUGUUCCCAUUCAUGGCACAAGGCCACAUAAUUCCAUUCCUUGCCUUGGCCCAACAACUAGAGCAGAAAAAAGGUUGCACCAUAACCCUAAUCAACACCCCACUCAAUAUCAAGAAGCUCAGCUCCUCCCUCCCUCCGAACACCACCAUUCGCCUCCUCGAAAUCCCUUUCAAGAGCUCCGAUCACGGUCUUCCCAGCGACGCCGAAAACACCAAUUCCCUAUCCUACCAUCUCAUCCUCAAACUCUUUCAAGCUUCCUUGUCACUCAAGCCUUGUUUCAGAAACCUAAUGCACGGUCUUGUCCAUGAAAGAAAUGGACUGCGCCGACCGGUUUGCAUGAUCACUGACAUCUUCUUUGGGUGGACGAUUGAGAUAGCUCAUGAGUUUGGCAUGUCCCAUGCUGUGUUCUCCACAGUUGGAGGGUUCGGCAUGGCGUGCUAUUACUCGUUGUGCUUGCAUUUACCUCAUCUGAAAGCAAAAUCCGGAGAAUAUGAAUUCACACUGCCUGAUUUUCCAGAAGCUAAGAAAUUUCAUAUAUCCCAGCUCUCAGAAAGUCUUAAACUGAGCAAUGGCACCGACCCCUUUUCAGUGUUUGUGCAUAAAGCAUUCAAUGAGUGCAUGAAAACUGACGGAAUGGUAAUCAACACGGUGGAGGAGCUAGACAAAACCGGGCUGAUGUACCUCCGGAAGAUCUUUAAAUUGCCAGUUUGGGCAGUUGGACCGCUUCUUCUAUCAUCCGGAAAUGGAACUAAAAGGGCAGGAAAAGAAUCCGGACUCACACCAGAAGCAUGCAAAAACUGGCUUGAUUCAAAACCACCCAGGCCACCAUUGGAAUAUGAUGUUGAUUCAGAGUUCAAGGAGAAGGAGUGGUUUCCGGAAGGGUUCGUGCAGAGGAUUAAAGCUCGAAACAAAGGGCUAAUUGUCGAAAAAUGGGCACCUCAGGUGGAAAUACUGUCUCACAAAGCAACCUCUGCUUUUUUGAGCCAUUGUGGAUGGAACUCGGUGAUCGAGUCCCUUGUUCAUGGGGUGCCUUUACUCGGGUGGCCUAUGGCUUCAGAACAGUUUUUCAACGUCAAGUAUCUGGUGGAGCAAGUCGGAGUUUGCGUGGAAGUAGCGAGGGGGAAGAGUUGUGAGGUUCAGAAGGAAAAUAUAGUGGCGAAGUUGGAGUUGGUGAUGAAUGAGACAGAGAAAGGGAAGCAAAUGAGAAGGAAAGCUAGCGAGGCAAAGGAGAUUAUUAGGGAUGCCAUGAAGGAUGAGGAGGGAUACAAAGGUUGUUCUACUAAAGCUUUGGAAGACUUUCUAACAGCCGCUGCAAUGUCAUACAGGGUCGAAGAAAACAGUGGACUCAAAACCAAAUGAAACGUUACUAAAAAGGAGAGAAAAACUAGCGCUUAGAAAGUAAAGAAUUCAAAGGUCGCGGUUCUUAAGAGUGUUUCGGUUUAUGAUUUUUUUUCUUUUCUUGGCUUUAUAAUCUGUCUUGUUAACUUUGAUUUCCUUCUCUGCAGUUAAUGUUCAGUUUCAGUUAA
Molecule: messenger RNA, 5558 nt
Organism: Malus domestica (apple)
Lineage: Eukaryota; Viridiplantae; Streptophyta; Magnoliopsida; Rosales; Rosaceae
Source: RefSeq, a predicted model, not a curated record